Bursaphelenchus okinawaensis is the source of this 789-nucleotide messenger RNA. Lineage: Eukaryota; Metazoa; Nematoda; Chromadorea; Rhabditida; Aphelenchoididae. The record is from the annotation of a GenBank genome assembly.
AUGGCAUACAUGCGGCACGGUGACAUAACACAUAACCCUCCUUUUGUAAUAUGCCACGGACUGUUUGGCCAAAAACAGAAUUGGAAUUCGGUUGGUAAAGCUUUGGCCAAACGACUAGAUGCCCCAGUCUACGCCAUCGACUUCAGAAACCAUGGUGAAAGUCCGUGGACUUCAGAACAUACAUAUCCCCUAAUGGCACAAGACCUGGCUUCAUUUCUGAACGAUGUGGCAAAGGAAACAUCUCAAGAGAAGGUGAAUGUGCUUGGCCAUUCAAUGGGAGGCAAGGCUGUGUCAUAUUUGGCGUUACAUCCACCCUUGGAUCAGAAUUUGAACAAACUGAUAAUAGAAGACAUAUCACCACAUCGUGAAUCAUCGGCUUCACUCUUCCUGGGCUAUGUUGAAGCCUUACAGAAAGUGGACUUAAAACAAGAAAGAUCUCAGAUUCUGAAAGAUCUAGAGGAUGUUGUACCAGAACUAAGUGUACGACAGUUUCUACUGACUAACUUGAUACGGACAAAAGACGGAUUCAAAUGGAAGAUGAAUCUGGAAGCCAUCGGCAACUCGCUAAACCAUGUCAUGCUGUUCAAGUUAGAGGAAAAGGCAUUUGAAGGCCCCACUAUGUUUUUGUAUGGCGGAGCUUCUGAUUACUUCAAGGAUUCUGAUGUGCCAGAAGCUCAACGAUUGUUUCCAAACGCCAAAUUCGAAGUGAUUCCAAAUGCUGGUCAUUGGUUACAUGCCGAGAAUCCGGCAAUGUUUAUGGACAAGGUUAUUGAAUUCCUGGAACACUGA